AUGUCGACGCAACCGGGCGAGGACGUUGCACUGGACAAGUCAUCUUCAAUCAACUCCGUCAUUGCAAGCGAAAAUGCCAAUGCUGUCAUUGACCGCAACACUACCCACUACUUUGCAUUCUCAGCGGCCACUUUCCUCAUCCUCAUCUCGAUCCCAAUGAUAUUCUUUCCGAGGCUGCUCUCUAUCGCUCUGGGGGACGACCUGGCUUCAGUCGAAGGCGAAGGCGGUGUGCUACGACCGCUGAGCCAGCUCGAGUGCUUUUUUGCCCUCAUCGCAGGUAUCGCACACGUUGCUCUCUCGCUCAUGCUUAUCAUCCAAACGGGCGCAAUCCCACUCGUGACCACGCUGUCUGCAGAUGAGGGGGAAGCGAUGGCCAGUCCUUUCCGCAGUCCGGCCAUCGCCAUUGCUUCUGGCUAUCUCGGGGGUCUCGCAGCCGUUUGCUGGUCACACAGUCUGCGCUUCAUCGCAAUCAACGCAGCCGGUCUCACUGUCUUUGGACUGUGGUCGCUCGUCUUUGGCGCAAACCUUUCGCUGAAUUCGAAAGGAAAAGACAAGCAUCAGAGCAGUUUCCCAUUCAAGAAUGAUUCUGCAGAAGAUCGCAAAAAGGCAUAG
Mixia osmundae IAM 14324 is the source of this 612-nucleotide messenger RNA. RefSeq lists its product as uncharacterized. Lineage: Eukaryota; Fungi; Basidiomycota; Mixiomycetes; Mixiales; Mixiaceae. The record is from RefSeq and is a predicted model, not a curated record. The coding region runs from base 1 to 612 and encodes 203 amino acids. The transcript has 4 exons.